Messenger RNA from Penicillium samsonianum, 2700 nucleotides. RefSeq lists its product as uncharacterized. NCBI's taxonomy places the organism in Eukaryota, Fungi, Ascomycota, Eurotiomycetes, Eurotiales, Aspergillaceae. Gene Ontology annotation, molecular function: protein binding. The annotation marks the transcript as partial. The record is from RefSeq and is a predicted model, not a curated record. The transcript is spliced from 2 exons.
UCGGGCAACUCAUGGGGCCAAACCACCCCUCGGAUUUCUAUCUUUCGUAAAAUCCACUAUGUCUUUGAUCGAGAAUUCCAAAAUAUAGUAAACAUGGAUCUCAUUCCUCCGUCUUACGAAUCCGCAACGGACAGAGAUGCUUGGACAAUUAUUGCUCGCUACAUCCCUUCCAGCGACCUAUGCGCUGCAUCUUUGGUCUGCCACAGAUGGCAUGGUCUAUUUAUGCCCUUCCUCUGGGGUGAUCCUGCAUCUCAUUUUGGUACAGAUAACGAUGCAGUCUACGUGGCUCUCACUCGAUUCCGAAGAACACUCAAAUACGCCCGACAAGAGGUGCGGGCGUUGACCCAUACCCUUCAUCUCCCACCCGCUCUCUCAGAGAUAUAUGGUGGUCCGCGACCAGGCUGGUUGAGAGACAUUCUCGAAUGCCUGCCAUGUCUUCAGUGUCUGAUGGUCUCGAAGUUGCCUUUCUUUGACCACCAUGCCAUGGCAGCAUUGAAAACCCACGAGAGGUCCAGCCAGUAUAAUAUACGGCUCUUGCUGGCUGAACGUGAGCCGAAUACUACUUCCGCAAGCCUCGCACAGACUCUCCUCUUGUUUCCGGCAUUGACCUACCUGGAUCUUUCCUACACCACUCCAGCACGAGACCGCAAUGUACUAUCUACACUAGCUCAAAUGCCGUUUCUCCGGGUACUUAAAUUGCGUGGCAUAGGGCUGAAGGACAAUGACGCCGAAUUUCUAGCCAAUGCGAUUGGACGACGAGUCCGUUGUUUGGAUUUGAGAGACAACAUGCUCACUGACAUGGCAAUUCGUUCCCUGUUACAGGAAUCCUUUCUCCCGCCAGACGGGAGAGAAACGCAACAAAGUCCAAGGCAGGCCACGGCUUCGCCAGACCCCUUCUCCCAUUUUGCAAUCAAUGAGUCUGGCUCGGACUUCUUCAAACGGCCAGACUUGGAUGAGCAAUUUGCGAAGCUUCUCGCUCAGCCUGUUUUAUUCCAUCCAUGGGUUGAAGACCUGCCGCAUACGGGAAUCACACAUCUUUAUAUUACUGGCAAUCAAAUAUCUGUGGAAGCUGUGGCAAGUCUUUUGCUCUCGUCCCGGCUACACGCUCUGGACUUCGGGUCCAUAAAAACCCCAGACAAGGCACAUCAGGCGCAUCAUUAUGGGAAGGAGAGGUACCCCGGAGCCGAGAAGCUAGUCCCAAUCUUGGGUAAGAUUGCAGGGGACGAUUUGAUUUAUCUCAGAGCGCAUCAUGCUGUUCUCACUGGCCAACCACCAGCUAAAGAAGCUGUAUCCAAUGAUGAGUUUCUUCCGGAGCUUUCAGCACACGAGAGCCCCCGCGAAGUCGAGCAAUUCGAGUUGGAUGCCUCCCAGCAGGUUUAUGAGUUACCCGAAGAGACAAGACCUGUUUUUGAACUUGCGGAUACAUCAACGACGGACUCGAUUACCUCAUCUUCAACGACAAGAAGGCUAAAAACUUCCCAGCCAUUUACAGCCUACGAGGAUGAGCCUGCACCGCCGGUCAGGCGUGGAUCAGCUUUUGCUCCGGAGGCUGUACACUCCAUUCCUAUACACAGUAGCGCCAACGGAGGUACGGUCUUUGGUGUUUCUAGGACAGACACCUGGGAUACAGAGCAGGCCGAGGGAGGCACCUUGCCAUCCAUUUCGAUGUCUUCAGACUGCGACACGCUUGCGACAGAUUUCUCUCUCUCGACAACCAUGCAAUGCAGCUCCCCAAUAUCGCUGAACGAUUCUCUCGCGCAAAAGGUGCAGGAACUAUUGGCAAAGCGACCACGUAACCAAUCAAUCCCACUCCAAGGAGGGAAAGAAAGCUGGUACCCUUACCUACACCCAUCACAUAUUCCUCACAUGGAAACUUUGGUACUGACUGAUGUACCCUCGCAUGUGACGCCCAACUCAUCAAUACUCUCUGCGCUCACUCGGUUCAUUACUGCCUGCUCAAACGAAGCAUUGCUAGCAACUCUACAAGCAGGAUCAGACUACUCCCUCCCACCAGGGCAAGCGCGCAUGCAAGCCGAGCAGCAGCGGUCACGAUCUCUCUUUGGCUUGCGGCAUCUAGUUCUCGAAAUCACACCUGUGGAUACCUCCAAACUAACAUCAUGGAAACCCGGAAACCAAUAUAAUGCCACAGGCCAUUCAAGCACGGGUGAUCGUGACUCGGAGAAUCUUUGGUCUGCAGCCGCCAAUGAUUUCAGUUUCUUUGGUGAAGAAGAGUGUGGAGUUCCUGAAAAUGAUCCUGGCAAAUACUUUCCAAUGGCUGUCCUUAACGAAAAGGUCUCGCUUAUGCCCUCGGAGGAUGACUCGUUGCAUUCUCCCGAUUCUCCUCGAUUCGGGCAUCACCCUCCACAAAGUGCCAAGACCGGGGCUCUGCCAGGGACUACUGGAGACAGAAAGCAGCAUGUCCCGAUGAUUGACCUUGUGGCAGAGCUUGCAGGUUUUCGUCGCGGCAAGAAGGCUGAGUAUGAGCAAGUGGUUCGUCGCGCGAGAGGACGGCGAAGCACGCUUGGCACGGGUGCUUCCGGGCUACUUAUGCCAUCAUCGCCCCAUAUUUCUCUAUCGCAUUAUGUCGAAGGCCAUUGGAGGGGAGAGGUGAAGGUCGUGCGGAACCCGAUGCCAAAGGUGCGGACCGGAACGGUGGAUAUGUAUGGAAACUAUUUCGAGAAGGGUUACUUGUACCCAUAA